UACCUUCGAAACCGUAUCACAAUCACUUCAUUCGUCUAGCAAGAACACAGCAGCGGCCUAACCGUAGCUAGCACAACACUAAACACCUAAAAUGGCAUUCAAAUUCGCCGUCUUCGCCGCCAUAGUGGCCGUUGCCAGCGCCGUCGCCAUCCACCCCUCUCCGUUGGGAGCUUACCACGCUCCGCUCGGAGCCUACCAUGCUCCUCUGGGAGCCUACCAUGCUCCGCUCGGAGCCUACCGUGCUCCUCUUGGAGCUUACCCUGCUGUGGCCAAGGUCGCUGCUCCUCUUGCCGUCGCUAAGGUUGCUGCUCCGUACGCUGAAUACGAUGCCAACCCUCAGUACAGCUACAGCUAUGCCGUUGCCGAUGCCGUGACUGGAGACAACAAGAACCAGCAGGAGUCCCGCUCCGGAGAUGUUGUGACUGGAUCCUACUCUCUGGUUGAGCCCGAUGGUACCCGUCGUACUGUUGAGUACAACGCUGACCCCAUCAACGGAUUCAACGCCGUCGUCCACCGUGAGCCGCUGGCCGUCAAGGCUGUCGCCCCAAUUGCCAACUACGCUGCUCCGCUGGCCUAUCCUGCCGUCGCCAAGGUUGCUGCCCCGUACGCUCCUUACGGAUACCCAGCUUACGGCAAGGCCAUCCUUGGUUAAGCCCUCAUCUUCAUCCCAUGAGACGCGAAAUCGAUUCCAUUUUCCAGUACCCAAUGCUCACGCUUCACCCUGAAGUCAUUAGAUAGCAUCGCCUGUUAUUUAUUUUUCAUCUCUUCAUUUCCUUCUCAUCGCUGUUUUUGUUACCCUAUGAGCGAUUUGAACAUUCAUGUACAUAUGAAAAUGGGAUUUGCUUCGCUACCAGAAGCUGCCUGAACACAUGCUUAUGUUAGCAUUUUCUUUUAGCAAACCAAUCGUGAUUUGACUGUGUGUGACAAGAUGUGUGAAACUAUUGCUACUGUUGUGUAACAAGAAAAAAUCAAUUCAAAUGUUGAUACAAAUAAAAUCAGCAUCACCAAUUAAAAA
This is a messenger RNA of Anopheles merus, 1015 nucleotides long. Its product is annotated as larval cuticle protein A2B-like. Gene Ontology annotation, cellular component: extracellular matrix. The transcript has 3 exons. The record is from RefSeq and is a predicted model, not a curated record. The coding region runs from base 92 to 652 and encodes 186 amino acids. NCBI's taxonomy places the organism in Eukaryota, Metazoa, Arthropoda, Insecta, Diptera, Culicidae.